AUGGAACCACAGAACGCAAAGGUGUUGGAUAGUGGAAGACGAGUUCUGAUUGAUCUGAAGAGAAAGCGAGCAGCACAAUGCGCAGUGCAUUUCACUCGUGCUGCUCGCAAGUCGGUAUCGCAGAGGACUACUACCCUGGACCAGCCCUCAGAGAGGCGUUGCAAGAGGGUGAGAUCUGGUGGCUGCAAAAACGACUGCAGGUGCCGUUUCAGGAAAUCUGUGCUUAAGAACUAUUCGAAUUUUAUGAAGAGCGGGUUGCCGCAGCGUUUACUUUUCUAUCGGAAUGAUGAGUGGAAUGAUUUUCCAGAGGAAGUCAUUGCUUUGCUGAGGGAAGAUUUCAGAACAAAGAAGGCAAUUGCUGAACUGACGUUGCAGGGCCAUCGCUUAUUGUUUGAUUUCUUGCACAUGGUUCAGAUCGAUUUUGAAACAGCUUUGCAGCUGCCUAUAGCUUGGAUUGAUGAAUAUAACACCUGCUUCUUUCCAGAAUUAUACUCCGAUAUUAAUGAGUUGCAUGGCUACCAUGGUUCUUAUGGUGGAAGGGAACAGCCAAAUGUGAGUCCGGAACCAAACGGGACACGUGAAAUCAAGGUGCAACUUGAGAUUGCAAUAAGUGCCGCUGAUAGUUCAAAGUCAGAGGAAUGUGAUGUUCCUCAUGUUAAGCGGCUUAAAAUAGAAGAAAAACCAAAACCCUCUAGCAACUUUUAUGAGCUGGAACAAGUUUACACCACUGGUGAUAAACCAGAUGCAGAACUCAAGGAAGUCAUUGGCGAAAAUGAACCAUUUACAUUUCCUGCUCUGCAAAAUCCUGGUUUUGAAUAUUUUCAUGGCAGCUUAGUCAAACUGGUUAGUGGUGGAAGAGACUAUGAUGCCGUGAAGACCAUGCUCCUUGUAGGUUUAAGCCAAUUCAUUGAUGCGGACAGCAUUGUCGGAAUUUACCGUGCUUCACUAAGCAAUUCGGGGCAAACUCGGUUGCAGCUUUUUCAGAAGCAGGUUGAGAUCACCAAAAAUUUCCGUGGAAAUGCAAAUGUUUGCUAUGCUUGGCUUGGUGCUUCAAAAGAAGCUUUAUCAGGGAUCAUGCUUAAUGGGUUUGGGCACAAUGUAAAGCCAAAAUUCAAGCCCGUCUAUGGCACUGGCAUUCAUCUUACCCCGGUGAACUGCUCCAAUGUCAGUGCCAGGUAUUCUGAUGUUGACGAAAAUGGUAUACGACAUAUGGUGUUGUGUCGUGUUAUAAUGGGGAACAUGGAACUUGUUCAUCCUGGAUCUGAACAAUUUCAGCCCAGCAGUGAAAACUUUGAUAGCGGCGUAGAUAAUCUUCAAAACCCAAAGCAUUACAUAAUAUGGAAAACUUAUAUGAAUACGCACAUAUAUCCAGAAUAUACUGUCAGUUUCAGGGUGCCUCCUAGCAUCGAAGACUUGUUGGUCAGUAAAGAAAGCAAAUCUGACGUGUCAGGGAUUACACAUUCUACUCCUCUUUGUAACCAAUUGCAGGAUGCAUCGCCUAUUAAUUUGGUAGUGGAAUCUCAUCAAUUUUCGGCUUCCAUUAAGCAAUAUCAAGAAAAGGCUGGGGGUUUUGGUUCAAGAGCACCCAAGACUCCUAAAUCACCUUGGAUGCCUUUCCCUAUGUUGUUUGCUGCAAUCUCAAGAAAAAUUCCUCCUAAAGAUAUGAACUUAGUCGAUCUUCACUAUGGUGAAUUUAAGAGGAGAAAGAUAAGCCGUGAUGAGUUUAUUAGGAAGCUGAGACAGAUUAUUGGGGACAAGUUAUUGAGGUCUGCAAUAGAGAGUCUUCAGUGCAAGUCACGUUCAGUGCCCGCGGAGGGCGAAUCAAUGGCAUAGAAGAAGGCUUCAAACUAAUGUGUGAUUGGGCCGAAGUGCAUCUCCCGCUGUCUCUGACUGAACAAUCCAAAAACCAAAAAAGAAGAAAAAAAAUGAAGGAAAAAAAGAGGAAAUGUUGAUUGCAAGCUGCAGCUUGAGCUUUCCUCAGCUUGUUUCUGUAGGAUCUUUAUCCCGGUUAGACGAAGAUGCGUCUUGCUAGCUAGGAAAUGUGUCGACAUGAAAAAAAAAACUGGACCGUAUUGAGUAUACAGAGACGGUAUUGAUUUGGUUAGUUGUAAUGCUUUAGGGAAAUCAGGUGUACGCUUGAUAUUUCGCUAUCUA
This is a messenger RNA of Magnolia sinica, 2154 nucleotides long. Its product is annotated as inactive poly [ADP-ribose] polymerase RCD1-like. NCBI's taxonomy places the organism in Eukaryota, Viridiplantae, Streptophyta, Magnoliopsida, Magnoliales, Magnoliaceae. The transcript has 6 exons. Gene Ontology annotation, molecular function: NAD+ poly-ADP-ribosyltransferase activity. The record is from RefSeq and is a predicted model, not a curated record. The coding region runs from base 1 to 1833 and encodes 610 amino acids.